Microstroma glucosiphilum is the source of this 2720-nucleotide messenger RNA. RefSeq lists its product as hypothetical. The coding region runs from base 187 to 2574 and encodes 795 amino acids. Gene Ontology annotation, biological process: endoplasmic reticulum unfolded protein response. Lineage: Eukaryota; Fungi; Basidiomycota; Exobasidiomycetes; Microstromatales; Microstromataceae. The record is from RefSeq and is a predicted model, not a curated record. The transcript is spliced from 2 exons.
CACUCACACCCCUCAGCACCACCGCCAUCAUACCAAGGCGGAUACUGCCCCUCACACGAAGAAGCUGCCAGGAGCAUAUACUCACAACACGCUAGACAUCAGCUACUACAGCACCCACAACAUUCUCUGCUCCGACUCGCGCGCUUCCUCUCCCAGAGACCCACCUCCCAUGCCCACCCUUUCACCAUGAUCGGCGCACCACCCUCGCCAAUUAUCAAUCCGCCACCCUCCAACCCCUCCUCCCUCGUGUCUGCCAGUCCAAGGUCACCUCGCAUGACUCUUCCGCCUAUGGACAGGACAUCGUCCACUUCAUCGGCAGUCAGCUCAGCGUCUACCUCUCAAGUCACCGUACACCUCAUCUCUCAAUUCACCUAUCCACAAGGCACCCCUGGCAGCCCGGACGAGGACCGCACGCCCCCUUCUGUCAUCCGGGCCAAGCGCACUCAUACUAUCGUCAAGAUCAAGAAUGCUGUGCAUACCAAUUGGCCUGGAAGACCAAAGGUAGAAGGCAUAAGGCUCAUCCACUCUGGUAGGGUGCUCCUGGAUCAUGAGACGGUGGGGCAGGUGGUAGCAGAGGGACAGAGCGAGGCGCAUCUGCAUCUUGUAGUACGGCCUGAUGCCUGGCUCGAUCUGGACAUGGCGCCCCUCACCCCAACCGGCCCUCGGUCAGGCCGUACGACCCCACUGCCUCCCCAGUCGGCUCCUUCCGGCUCUUCCGCAAGACUACGCCCCCGGACCGACCCUCUAGAGGGCUCUUCCUACUUCCUCUUGCCAUCGGAGGCGACGGUCGCAUCUUCAUCGUCCGCCUCGCUUCCCCCUUCGCCGGCAGUAACGACGAUGCGGCCUCAUGAUGUCCUACAGAUGGACUCGCUCCCCCGUGUUCUGUCUAUGAGCUACGCUCUCUACUAUCAGCGGUAUGAAAUACUCUAUAAAGCCUUCGAAGGGCAGCCGGCCAUAGAUGAUCAAGCGGAUUUCCAGCGGCUCUACGAAUCUCUUGGCCUGCUCAAUGCAGGGGCAAAACAAGCACUUUCAGCGGUUGAGAGGCAGGUCUUUGGCUGGUCUCCCUGGCGUGACGAAGCCCAUUCCGAACCUGAAAGUCUGGAGCCGCUCCUUCGAGAAUGUUGCCAACGACUGGAUGAGCUUCGUCUGAUGUUGGAGCAGGUGGAAUUGGCUAGGCAUGAAAACAGUGGGAAUGCUGGAGUCACUGAAGAUCAGGACGUCCCACUUCGGCCGACACCAACUACCGCACCGGUACCACCAGUCGCACAAGCAGCACCACACAAUGCAGCAGCAGUAGGUGGGCAUCGAGCAGCAGCUCGAGCUCCUAUCCCGCUCCCGACACCGCUAGAGCUCUUUACCAUGUUUCUGCCGACAGCUUUCCUGGCGAUGAAGCUCGCUAUCCUCCUGUACAUAUUCACCCGGGGAGCUUCAAACAGGAAGAAGUGGGGCAUGUACACUGUGGCCUACCUGUGGAUCGCAUUCGAGAUGGUGAGAGCAUGGCGUAGAAGGAACCGAAGGCUGAGAAGUGCAGCUCGGAGAGCGGCAAGACAUGCUGCUGCCGCCUCUGGGGAGGGAGGCCAGCCCGGGGGCCGACGCGAGUCGAGAUCAGGCAGGCAUCGAGGUUCUUCCCGAGCAGGCCAAGCUACCCCAUCUAGUCACAGUACUGGUACUGGUGUCCCUGUUGCCCCCCGCCGGCUUACCGUCAACUCCCCAGCUCAACCACGCUUCUGGCUGCAGAGGAUUGCCUUUCUCGGCAUGGAAGAGGAAGACCUGGAGCUCGGCUUCCGUCCCAGCUCCUCGCAGGCUCAUCUUUGGCUCGUGCGCGUCGCCCGAGAGCGUGCUGCUGCUGCCAACCAGAGAGCCGUCGGUGCAGGAGCUUUCCGCCGUCGUCUGCUUGCCAGACUGGACCUCUCCAAGCUUUUCAACGACGUCACAUUCCCCAUUGUCUUGUACCUCGCUACGCUCAUCCCCGAAGUGGAAGAGCUGAGGACGGAAGAGGUGAGGAAGAGGGAGAGGCUCAUCCGAAAGUGGUGGACGGACAAGGGGGCAGGGUGGGUCGAGGAGAAGAGGAAGGAGAAGGCAGAUUUGCAAGAGAAGCAGGAGCAAGUCGGCAAGGAGGGAGAGGUGGAAGGGGAAAGCUCCGGUACGGGCCAGCAUCAGCGCGACUCGACGCAAGCUCCAGCAGAGCUGCCCCGUCUCCUCAAGCAUCCCUAUGUGCUCCGUCUGCUCGCCCUUAAGCCCUCGCACGACGGGUACGUUGAGCCAAUCGACCCUUCUGCCACCCUCUCCACGGCGGCACUCGGAGGUCGCAUCGAUAUCCAGGAGGAACUCGAUGCGCAGCGCGCAAUGCAGAGGAGGGGCGGAGCUGAUCUCGACGCCGACGCAGAUGCUGACGGUGACGGUGACGCUGACGUCCUUGACGAGGGUGGGAACGCUGCUGCCCCUGGAGGUGGUGGGCAGGCAGGCGGAGCAGGAGGAGCAGGAGGAGCAGGAGGGGAUGAAGGUCCUGAUAGUGAAGAGACGGAAGAGGAGGCUGCUGCCGGAGGUGCGGAAGACGAUUUUGGCUUCUUCUAGCUAAGACUUGAGAUAUGAGCGAUGGAGAAAUGAAAAAGGGACCUUUGUGUGCUCUCUUGUUCUUGUUCAUAGAUACUCAUACUACACUCAUCGUGACUUUGUUCGUUCCUUCAUCCAAUACAAUACAAUCCCAUCUAAAGUCAUAC